This is a messenger RNA of Drosophila bipectinata, 2398 nucleotides long. It is a transcript of the gene Cortactin, whose product is annotated as cortactin. Gene Ontology annotation, cellular component: site of polarized growth; plasma membrane; cortical actin cytoskeleton. Gene Ontology annotation, molecular function: actin filament binding. The record is from RefSeq and is a predicted model, not a curated record. Gene Ontology annotation, biological process: regulation of actin filament polymerization. NCBI's taxonomy places the organism in Eukaryota, Metazoa, Arthropoda, Insecta, Diptera, Drosophilidae.
AUCCACUGCAGUGCGGUCACACUGGUCUUUAGCUUCUUCGUUUUCCUCGGCAUUUGUUGGUGUUAUUUUAUGAAUCAAUUGCUAAUUCCCUUCCUACGGAUAUUCGCCAACAUUCGUCAGCUUCUGAAGCCAGUUCCCAGCAGCAGCAUUCGCAUUUGCAGUUAGUCACCAGGUCAUAAGGAUAAGUGAAGCAGCCAGUAUGUGGAAGGCAACCGCCGGUCACCAGAUUCAAGCCAAUAACUCCAAUGCCGCCGAGGACGAUGAUUGGGAAACUGAUCCCGACUUUAUCAACGAUGUCAGCGAGCAGGAGCAGCGGUGGGGCUCGAAGACGAUCGAUGGCAGCGGUCGCACCGCCGGCGCCAUAGACAUGGACAAGUUGAGGGAGGAGACUGAGAAGGCGGAUCUUGACAAGAAGAAGCAACUGCUGAAGGAGCAGAAUGCCGGCUACGGCUAUGGUGGCAAGUUCGGCGUGGAAAAAGACCGCAUGGACAAGUCGGCAGUGGGUCAUGACUACCUGGAGAAGGUUGGUAAGCACGCCUCCCAAAAGGAUUACAGCGAGGGAUUCGGUGGAAAGUUUGGCGUCCAGACAAAUCGCGUUGACAAGUCGGCGGUUGGCUGGGACCAUGUCGAAAAGGUGGAGAAACAUGCCUCCCAAAAGGAUUAUGCCACCGGUUUUGGUGGAAAGUUCGGUGUCCAGUCAGAUCGAGUGGACAAAUCCGCUGUGGGCUGGGAUCACAUCGAGAAAGUAGAAAAGCACGAGUCGCAAAAGGAUUAUUCCAAGGGCUUUGGCGGAAAGUUUGGAGUGCAGGAGGAUCGUAAAGAUAAGUCUGCAGUGGGCUGGGAUCAUAAGGAAGCCCCCCAAAAGCAUGCCAGCCAGGUAGAUCACAAAGUGAAGCCUGUAAUCGAAGGUGUAAAACCCUCGAACCUGCGCGCUAAGUUCGAAAACCUGGCCAAGAACUCCGAGGAAGAGUCGCGUAAGCGAGCCGAGGAACAAAAACGCCUCAGGGAAGCCAAGGACAAACGGGAUCGCGAAGAGGCCGCCAAGCAGACUGUUGUGGAAAAUACUCCCAAAACAUCUUCAGAAACGCCUCCGCCCAAGGGCAGCCGGGCAGCUAUUCAAACAGGUCGUGCUGGUGGCAUUGGUAAUGCCAUCAGUGCAUUCAAUCAGAUGCAAUCGCCUGUAGCCGAAACGCCCCCGGCCCGCAAGGAACCUAUUGUUAUCCCCAAGGCCCAGCCAACAAAGGUGGAAGUGCCGAAGGAGGAACCAGUUGAAGUCCCUGAGAAGGCUCCGGCUCCAGCGGUUGUUGCUGCUGUCGCCCCAGAACCAGCUCCUCCAGCUAAAGCUCCUUCCCCAGCACCGGCUCCUGUACCAGACGUUGUGCCACAGAUUGAGGUGGAAACUGUGCCAACGCCACCCAGAAGUGAGCCCGAAUCCCCUGAACACUUGCCAACACCUCAAGCCGAAGCCCAAGUCCAACCCGUAGCUCAGGCUCCAGUUCCAGUUCCAGCUCCAGCUCCAGCUGAGCCCCAGCCAGUUGCCAUAGAGGAACCACUCUACCAAAACCAAGCCGAGAUUAAGGCUGCCUCACCGGUACCAACAUCCAAUGGGUCAUCUACUGAAGCAACUGCAUCUGCUACCGAGGAAGCUAUCUAUGCCAAUUCGGAUAACUUGGCCGACUACUUGGAGGACACAGGCAUUCAUGCCAUUGCCCUUUACGAUUAUCAAGCGGCCGACGACGAUGAGAUUUCCUUCGAUCCUGACGAUGUGGUCACCCACAUCGACAAGAUUGAUGACGGCUGGUGGAGGGGUUUGUGCAAGAACCGGUAUGGACUAUUCCCGGCCAAUUAUGUGCAAGUGGUGGAACAGAAUUCCUAAUUGCUUCCAAACGAAAUUCACGAUAGAUCAAAAUCAAAUUGUAUUUACUUACUAACGAUACCAUAAUACUGAUGUUGGAGUAUAAAAUCAAUUCACUACUAACCCCGCCCAUUCUGUGUGUCCCUCAUCCUUACAUUGUUUUCCCUACUUAAACCUCAGAACUACGUGCAACGAACGGAAAAAGUUUAAAAUUAUUUUAAUUUGUUAUGCUAGCAUUUGAAAUAAUCAAGGUAUUCCAUAUUUUAUAAAUUAUUAACUGCAUUUUACAUUCUUUUAUUUUAAUCUAUAUAUUGCCAAGCUAUUUAUGUAUUCAUUUAAGCAAUUUAUGUGCAAAAAAUUAACCUGUUGCUCAUUUCAUAUUUGAAACGUUGAUUAUGAAGAAGUUUAAUGUGUCAAGUAAAGGUUUUGCUCUUUUUAAAUUGUAUAAAGUCUAUGAGAAUUUCCCAUGUCAGGUGAGAUCAAAUGUUAAAGACAGUCACAACUAAAAGUCUGGUCUUUUGAUAAAUAAAUACAUAAUACAAA